AUGGGCAACAUGAUGGGAGGAGCUGGAGGUGCGCAAGGUCCACCUAUUCCAAAGACUCAGCUGGUCAGGAUUCUCUCAAAAGCUCGCAAGCUGAUCCUCCGACGAAUGCUAGAAGCCAAAAGAGCCAACAUCGAAGAACGAAUUCAAUUCUAUAAGAAUGACGCUGACAAAUACAAGGAAUGCAUUAUGAAAUUCGCAAUGGGCCAACCAGCAUUGAUCCAAGGUGCUUUAGUCGAAGUGUGCCAAGAGCAAAAUGUCAACGUCGCCUCGAUCGGCUCUUCAAUUCAGCAACACAUGUUCGACCCUGAAGUGCAGAAUAUGAUUUCUCUUAUGCAAACCAUCACUGGAGAUAUGUGCGAAGGGCAGCCAUUCCCAGAAGAGUUUGAUAAAGAGAGGUUCAAAGAAAUCUUGAGAAUCCAAACGGCAGAGGUUGCAAAAUAUACAGUUACUGAUCAAAUUUCAUCGAUGGUCGCUCAGACGGCAUCUGCAGAUGAAGUUUUUCAACUUUAUGGGCUGAAUGAAAUACAGUUAGGAGCCCUCGCGAUAAAAUAUGAAAGUGAUCCGGACGCGGAGUUGAGAGAACUUAAAGAGAGAUGGAAUGAAGUUACACGUAUGGAUCUCAUACUUAACCAACCGCAAAGAAUGGCCCCUCAGCAACACCAACAUGGGCCAGGAUGCCAGCACAAUCAUAGCCAUUAA
Molecule: messenger RNA, 699 nt
Organism: Blepharisma stoltei
Lineage: Eukaryota; Ciliophora; Heterotrichea; Heterotrichida; Blepharismidae
Source: the annotation of a GenBank genome assembly